AUGGCCGACAGUAACGCUACUGGCGAAGAGAGCGAACAGCAAAUCACAUUCAAUGUCAAGUCCUCAGCAGAUGCCAAAUACAUCAUCACUGUGCCGCUGUCGUCGAAAGUUGGCGACCUGAAGCAGAAAUUGGCCACAUCCGAAUACGCCGACCUACCACCUGAGCGGCAACGCUUGAUCUACAGUGGCCGCGUGCUCAAGGAUGCUGACACGGUUGGAAGCUGUAAGAUCAAAGAUGGCAACACCGUACAUCUGGUCAAGGGCGCAGAGAGCAAUCAGCGACAAAACCCGGCGAAUCAAGGCGGCGCAGCAUCUGUGCCAUCUGGCGCUGGUCAGCCCGCCUCAAACGUACCUACCAACAUCGCAGCUGGCUCAGGUGCCGGCAACCCUCUCGCACAUCUUACUGGCGCUCGAUAUGCUGGUUUCCAUGGACUGCCCGGUGCUGAUAUGUUCGGCGCGGACGGUGGCAUGGGCGCACCGCCGGAUGCCAACCAGAUGCUUCGUUUGCUCGAGGAUCCAAACUUUGCACAACAGAUGAACGAAGCGAUGAACAACCCGGCAGUGCUCGACCACCUUCGUAACAACCCGAUGAUCAGAGACAAUCCUGCGGCACGCGCGGCCAUUGAGAACCCCGAAAUGAGAAGACUCAUGUUCAACCCAGAAAUGAUCCGCAUGCAGAUGAGAAUGCAGGAGCAGAUGGGUGGUGGAGCAGGAGGCGGUGCCAGUGCCUUUCCUAUGCCUGGCCAGACAGACACCACCCCCGCGCCAGAUGCGGGUACGCAGAAUGAGACAGCAUCAGCACCAGGUUCGAACCCGACUGCAAACCCAGCCAACCCAUUUGCGGCUCUAUUUGGAGGUGCAGGCGCAGGUGGUGCGGCCGGUGCAGGGGCUGCAGGUGCACAGAACCCAUUAGGCGGCUUAUUCGGCAACCAGGCUCAGACGGGAGGACAGCAGAAUACACUCAAUGCUAUGACACAGCAGCUCAUGCAAAAUCCCGAGAUGAUGCGACAGAUGAUGCAAACUUUCGGAGGUGGUGAGGGUGGCGAGGGUGGCGCAGGUGGCUUCAACCCGGCGAUGUUCGGUGGCAUGGGUGGUUUCGGUGGCCAAGCUGCGCCUCAAGCACCUGCAGAUACUAGACCGCCUGAGGAGCGCUACGAGGAGCAGCUGCGGCAGCUCAACGAGAUGGGUUUCUACGACUUCGACCGCAAUGUGCAGGCGUUGAGGAGAAGUGGUGGCAGCGUGCAAAGUGCUGUGGAGUACCUCUUUGCCAACUCUUGA
This is a messenger RNA of Ramularia collo-cygni, 1278 nucleotides long. Its product is annotated as related to ubiquitin-like protein. The coding region runs from base 1 to 1278 and encodes 425 amino acids. The record is from RefSeq and is a predicted model, not a curated record. The transcript has a single exon. Gene Ontology annotation, biological process: ubiquitin-dependent protein catabolic process. Gene Ontology annotation, molecular function: polyubiquitin modification-dependent protein binding. Gene Ontology annotation, cellular component: cytosol. Lineage: Eukaryota; Fungi; Ascomycota; Dothideomycetes; Mycosphaerellales; Mycosphaerellaceae.